AUGUCCUAUCCAACACUUUAUAACACUGUCAAAAACAGUCGCUUUCUUUAUGGUCUUUUGAAACCAGUUGCUAACUAUUAUGCUAGUCUUGUUGGACAUAGGCAACUUGGUUUAAGGUAUGACGAUCUAAUGGAGGACGAAAUCGAUACAACUAAGGAGGCGUUAAAACGUAUACCGUCCAAGGAGCAGGAUCUUAGAAAUUUUCGAAUUAGAUCAGCUUAUCAGUUAUCUUUACAACAUCACAUUUUACCAAAGGAAAAAUGGACGAAGCCCGAAGAAGAUGUAAGGUAUCUUUCACCCCAUAUAGAUAAUGUUGUAGAAGAAGAAAAAGAACGAGAAGCUUUUGAUGCGAUCAAAGUUGUUCGUAGAUAG
Cetraspora pellucida is the source of this 372-nucleotide messenger RNA. Lineage: Eukaryota; Fungi; Glomeromycota; Glomeromycetes; Diversisporales; Gigasporaceae. The record is from the annotation of a GenBank genome assembly.